Molecule: messenger RNA, 5404 nt
Organism: Boleophthalmus pectinirostris (great blue-spotted mudskipper)
Lineage: Eukaryota; Metazoa; Chordata; Actinopteri; Gobiiformes; Gobiidae
Gene: irs2b
Product: insulin receptor substrate 2b
Biological process (GO): insulin receptor signaling pathway
Cellular component (GO): cytosol; plasma membrane
Molecular function (GO): insulin receptor binding; phosphatidylinositol 3-kinase binding
Source: RefSeq, a predicted model, not a curated record
CCCUUCUCUUUUUUUCGUCUACACCAGAGCUGGAUGUGUAGAUCGUCACAUGUUGUUCCCCUUCUUGGUUCGCACACUAGCAGACAUGUGUUAUUUAUUGCCCAGCUGGGAAGACGGACGGACGCACUACCGGCUCUCGUAGAGGAUUAAAAUAACAACUCAACGAAAAGGAGCGUUUUAUCCGAAAGUGAAAGACGAGAGAAUGGCGAGUCCGCCAAACACGGGAGAUCAGCCGAUAUUACCCAGCAAUACGAGCGCGAAGGUGAAGAAGUGCGGCUAUUUGAAGAAGCAGAAACACGGUCACAGGCGCUUUUUCGUUUUGAAGGAUCAGAGUGACGGCUUCCCUGCGCGACUGGAGUACUACGAGAGCGAGAAGAAAUGGAAAAAUAAGUCGUCCGCAAAGAGAGUUAUACCGCUGGACUCCUGUCUGAAUAUCAACAAGAGAGCGGACGCCAAAUACAAGUAUCUCAUUGCUCUUUACACCAAGGACGAGUAUUUCGCUGUUGCUGCAGAGAACGAGCAGGAGCAGGAGAGCUGGUACCAGGUUUUAACAGAUUUAAUGUCAGAGGGAAAAGUCUAUGACGGCUCCGCGUCAAACUCUGCGUCCUCGCUCGUGGGCUUUGACGAGGCGAGCUACGGUGUAAUAACGCCGGUGUCUGCAGCCUAUAAGGAGGUAUGGCAAGUCAACUUAAAAUCUAAAGGCUUGGGGCAGAGCAGAAAUUUGACAGGGGUUUACAGACUGUGUUUGUCCAGUCGGACUAUCAGUUUUGUGAAGCUCAACUCGGAGGUCGCCUCCGUCAUUCUCCAGCUAAUGAAUAUACGGAGGUGCGGCCACUCUGACAGCUUUUUCUUCAUUGAGGUUGGUCGCUCUGCUGCCACGGGUCCCGGGGAGCUGUGGAUGCAGGCAGAUGACUCUGUGGUUGCGCAAAACAUCCACGAAACUAUUUUAGAAGCAAUGAAAGCCAUGAAGGAGCUGUCGGAAUUCCGUCCGCGCAGCAAAAGCCAGUCAUCCGGGACCAACCCCAUAUCUGUGCCCACACGGCGGCACCUGAACAACCCCCCUCCCAGCCAAACAGGGCUUCCCCGUCGGUCACGCACUGACAGCAUGGCCGCCACUUCACCAGUGAGCAAAUUCUCCUCGUGUAGAAUACGCACAGCCAGCGAGGGCGAUGGCACCAUGACACGCCCCUUAUCCGUGACGGGUAGCCCCUUAAGCCCCGGGGUCCAUCGGACACUCUUGAGCAGGUCUCACACCAUCACAACACGCCCCACACGGACAUUUGAGUCUUCGUCCCUCCAGCACAGUAAAUCUAUGUCAAUGCCACUGUCUCACUCCCCACCCAUGGGUGCCCCCAGCCUUGUGAGCCUGUCAUCCUGUCCUGAUAGCAGCGCGCCUCGCCCGUCCAGCUGUACUGCCUCUUUCUCCGGCUCUCCCAGUGACGCUGGCUUCAUCUCCUGUGAGGAGUAUGGCUGUAGUCCUGCAGAUAUGAGGGACAUCAGGUUACCCCUCUCUGUGCGCAGCAACACCCCCGAAUCUAUCAGAGCAGACACACCCCCAUCCCGGGACGGCAGUGAGCUUGACGGCUACAUGGUGAUGGAGCGGCAAAACCAGAAUGGUCACAGACGGGUCCCAGAACUAGAUAAAAGUUACCGUAAACGCACUUAUUCUCUCACUACCCCUCGCCAGCAGAGGGGUCCUCCACAAGUGUCCUCUGCUUCACUGGACGAGUACACUCUAAUGAGGGCAACAAACACCAGUGGCAGUCAGGGCUCUCGCAGGUGCCACACGACCUCUCCUAAAGGGACUCAUCCGGACGACUACAGGCCAGUUCAAAUGAGCACUGACAGCAUCCCUGAUGAGAAUGGCUACAUGCCCAUGAUGCCAGGUGUGGCACUGCAGACACCAAGGCCUAGGGAGGACUCCUACAUGCCAAUGAGUCCUAUGUGUAUCUCUGCCCCACAGAUCAUUAACCCACGCUCACACUCCUCAACUGUGCUGGCCCCACGCACUGACUCCCCUGGGAGUGUCUCACUGGAGGACAGUGGCUACAUGCCGAUGUGGUGUGGGGCCCGUAUGUCUGUAGACAACACAGAAGGAAAGGUCUCAAAUGGAGAUUACCUGAACAUGUCUCCAGUGGACCCGUUGGUGUCUUUUACCCCUCCAGAUUACAUCCUCAGCCCCACAGAGCCCCACCCUCGACAGGCCUUCUCUCACAGCUCUCUCUCACAUGCACUUAAGGGCCCACUGCAGAGGAAAGGCUCCACAGACUCAGACCAGUAUGUGCACAUGUCCAUACAGAAACAGAGGAUAGAAGAGGAGUCGAACCCCUGUCCUACAUCUGUGGGAGAGUCACUCACCACUGCAUCUCUUAGCAUGGCAUCCUGUACACCAUUCAGAAUAGCUCGGUCUGAGGGGGGCCUGAGCCAUAGGAACAGGGCGUGUCGUCCCACACGUCUGGCACUGGAGUCUCUCAGAACUUUACCCUGCAUGAGUGAGCACCCCCUGCCUUCAGAGCCCCGCAGCCCCGGAGAGUAUAUCAACAUUGACUUCAGCACUUCAACCCGUGAGUCUACUGCCCCCCAAUCCUCUGAUGGUUAUAUUGGCUCCCCAAAACACCGGCCUCAGGCCCUGAGCUCCCCUCUCCUGCUCAGUGAACAGCAGGGGCUCAAACAGGAAAGUGACCUGAGUGUGGAGACAGAGGCUCAGGUGGGAUGUCAGCCAGCCCCGGUUAGGGACGAUUACACAGAGAUGUCUUUUCCUCCUGUCUCCAUCCCUGCCCUUCCCACCAGCCCCACCACCUGUGUUCAGAGACUCAGCCUGGAUAACCCUCUGGUGGAGGAGGUACCCCCAGCUCCAGUGGACUCUUUUCUCUCAGGCGCUCCAUCUUUAUCUGUGAACCUUUUAGAUCCCCACAGAGGAGCCAAAGUGAUCAGGGCAGACCCCCAAGGUCGGAGGAGACACAGCUCUGAGACCUUUUCCUCCACCACCACUGUAGCACCUGUGUGCCCAUCCUUUGCACCUGACAUCAAGAGGCACAGUUCUGCUUCUGUUGAGAAUGUAUCACACAGCGUUCAUGCCUCGGAUGGACCGGACAUGGAAUAUGGCAGCCCCAUGUGCAGGGAGACCUCAGCUGGUUUUCAAAACGGACUAAACUACAUUGCCUUAAACUUAAUGGAGGGAAAUCUUGGAGCAUGUGAUGGACUUCUAAGAUUCAAGGCUGCAUGUGGCUGCAAAGGAGGGAUGAACGGAUUCAACACAAGCCCCUAUGCCAGCCUGGGAUUCAAAGAAACCGCUACUGCUGUGAAAGAAUGAAGACGGAGGGUCACCCCACGCCCCCGUUCUCCUUGUUACCACGACGACAGCUGGACCAUUUGCUGCAGCCCAAGUCCUUCGACCUUUGACCUUUAUGCCGCCUUUGAGGGUCAUGGGGACGGCCAUCGUCAUGACAACACAGACACUUGACCCUUUCCCCCAAAUUUUUCCCUCUGUUUUUCUCCACACCAAAACAUUGAGGCGCCAUCUCUGCUGCUGUUAUAGAGUACUUAACCAGGACUGAAAUGGACUUGGGAUUUAGAGUAUUUAUAUCUGUUAGACCUGCAAACCUCUCUGCAGUAUACGAUGUUAUUUACCAUUGUUCACUUUUAACUGGUUGGUAGCCAGAAGACCCUUGCAUGAAAAUCUGUGAACCAAACCUGGAGAACACAUGCAAAAAAUGCAUACAGAUUCCAUAUAUUUAUUUAUUUAUCCAGUAUGUAUGCCUCUGAAGAAUGUGUGAAUUUCUAAAGAGAUUAUUCUGCAAAAAUGGCAUUUGUGAAGAUUUUAAGAUCAGUUUUGCUUAAAGAAAACCUACCUCACCAUUUGCCGGGUUGGUACCAGUUCACACAGACAAAAUUAUAAUGAAUAUUAUAUGAUCAUAUUUAUUUUCAGAAGUGAAUGUUUUUAACUCACCAGUCCAAAGCCUUACCCAUCCACCGGGCCUCUUCUGGUGGAUAAUUUUUUUUAGUUUGGACCUAUAAACACGCAGUAUAUCAAAGAUCACUUAAGACUGAAUGUUUGGCACAGUAGAAUGAGAUUUAUUUUGUUUUCAUUAGAACAGUGAAAUGUAUCCAGAGCAGAGUAAUAUAUUUAUUCAGAUGACAGCAAAAGAGUAGGAAGUGCUGAUUCAUACACACUUGGAUGGAGAGGAUUAAGCUGUAUGUCAUGGGUUAGCCUAGCGUGUCCUUGGUCGACCCUGAGUUCACAUGUAACUGGUCUCCCAUCUCUGCACCUUCAGCACUCUCACUCCGGUGCCCACUCAUUCACGGGACAGGAACAAACAAAAACACUCAUUAGUAGUUAAUGAACGACUAAUACAGAAUGGCUCUCGUCUCAGCGAUGCCCACCAGAUGAUGGCUGGGGCAGGUGGGGGCGGGGCCUAUUAGUGCGGUCAGGGCAGGACACUUACCCUUGGACUGAGCCACUCCUGUAGCUAAGAGGCCGCAAGACAGGCCGGGCGCGCCACAGCUAAUGCACGGUGUUGCACUUACCAAGUUUCUCGAUUGUAACACAAGACACGUUGAAUGUAAUAUUUGUUCCAAGCCUGGGAACAUCAGCGUCAACGGAUACCACCGCCACAACACCUACUAAACACAGGGGUAGAUUCUAUAACAGACACAAAUUAUUCUCCAUCGUUUGCAAAGAGAAACAUACCAGGGGACGCAUCUUAAUUUAUCUGAAUUCACUGGUACUUAACCUUCGCCUAUAUAUUGUACAUAGUGUGAGAAUUCAUUGCUGCAGAAGCGAUGUUAAGUUAAUAAGUUAUGUUUGUUUUGUAUAUAUCCUUGUAUGUGUUUGAGUGAACUUUCUGACAACAAAAGCACUAAUUGUUAAGUUAUAUGCUAACCUGAACGGUUUAGCUCUGAUUUUUUAAAAACUCUUGUGAAACAAAUGCCACUAUGAGGACAUUUUCUAUUGCGGUUCUAAAAACGACUUUCAGAUAAAUUCUUGUUACUUGACACAAUUAAUUGUUAUAGGUACAACACAAAUGGCAUAUAUGCAAUAUUUACACUUUUUUGAAAAUUAGUUUACAAAGACAUACCAAAUGUAUGAAUUUAAUUAAUAAUAUUUGUUAAAAUAAAAUUAUUGCUGUUUGUACAUUUCUUCUUCGAAAUUGACGUUUUGUUUGUUUUUGCUAAUUAAGCCUAUUGGUGUUUUAAGCAGUGUUUUUUGCAUUUGGAUAAUGUUUUUAUCGCCAUCUAAAAGGUUACAGUAUGGGCUUCUCUUGCUGUGUCUUCUCAUUGUAAAUAUUUCAUACGGAUUGAAUAUUGUGAUGCUACUAAGAGAUGAUAAUUUUAACUUAAUUCAUUGCUUUAGAUUGUACCAAGUCUUUAUAGACACAUGCAAUAAAUAAUGUUAUUUAAGAAA